This is a messenger RNA of Notolabrus celidotus (New Zealand spotty), 2815 nucleotides long. Its product is annotated as 5-aminolevulinate synthase, nonspecific, mitochondrial-like. Gene Ontology annotation, biological process: heme biosynthetic process; hemoglobin biosynthetic process; erythrocyte development. Gene Ontology annotation, molecular function: pyridoxal phosphate binding; 5-aminolevulinate synthase activity. The record is from RefSeq and is a predicted model, not a curated record. Gene Ontology annotation, cellular component: mitochondrial matrix; mitochondrion. NCBI's taxonomy places the organism in Eukaryota, Metazoa, Chordata, Actinopteri, Labriformes, Labridae.
CAGUGCCCCAUACAUAAUGUCUUUAAGUGAUGUAAUACCUUGCAGUACAUGAUGUUGUAAACAUGUAGUGUAACUGAUGGAAGUUUCAUUCUUCCAAAAAGUAUUACAAAAUCGUUGUGAAUGAACCGAAUGAACUGUGGUGGGGGAUGGAAAGUUGCAUAAUUGAAAAAAAAUUGUGCUUAAUUGAAAUUAGCCUACACCUAGUGAAUACAGUGAGAACAUUUUCAGUACUCGUCAAUAAAAUGACUUCAUACGUAGAGUACAGUCUCCCUUUUUCAUGGUUAUUGGUCCAUGUUAUGUGUUCUAUAUGAUAGAGGUGGGUUACUUAAUGUAUGGAAUAGACGAUCUUUGUCGGUAUUACAUGACUGUCUGGAGGGCGUAUCUCCGAGGUUGUGCAACAUACUCGUGCUACGUCACCGCAUUGUAAUUUCUCCGCCUGAAGUUCUAUAACGUGUCGUGUGAACUGUCUCCACAUAACAGUCAAGACACAGGACUGAACACCGUUUAAUUGUGAAGCCAAGGUCAGGAGUAUCUCACAUGGAUACAGUAAUUCGCAGGUGCCCUUUCCUCACUGUUGUGCCCAGCGUUUGCCUGCAGCUGGCUGGGAAGUCAUCGCUGGUGAAUUAUGCUCUGAGAUGCCCUGUGAUGUUGGAUCUGGCCUCCAGACCUCUGGCCAGAGCUCUGUCUACCUCAGCGUCUGCAUCGAAAGGCACUCCAACAAAUGACGAUCCAAAGCAUGAAGUCAAGUUGCCCUCAGGGCAUGUAGGGCCCCCUGCUGGCCAGACAGUGGGAACCAAAUGUCCUUUCCUGGCUGCAGAAAAUGGUCCAAAACAACAACAGGGUAGUGAGAGAAGUCAGCUGGAGCUGCACGAGGACGUACGGGAGGUGCACUCUGUACACACAGGGAAAAAAGAUGUGGACUUUUUAGGUGUGGAUCUUACUGAGGCAGACAAGGUCAACAUAAAAGCAGCAAAAAGUCUUAUCAAACCCAUAUCUUCCAAAGUGUCUCACCUGCUAAAGGAUAAUCUGCCUGGUGCUGUCACCUUCCAGUACGACAACUAUUUUGGAAAGAAGAUUGAGAGCAAGAAAAAGGAUCACACAUACAGGAUUUUUAAGACUGUAAACCGGAGUGCCCCCUCAUUCCCCAUGGCAGACGACUACUCAGAGUCUCUACAUGCAAAGAGGGAUGUGUCAGUGUGGUGCAGCAACGACUACCUCGGUAUGAGUCGUCACCCCAAAGUCACACAGGCAAUCAUGGAGACUUUACGAAAGCAUGGUGCUGGUGCAGGAGGAACAAGGAACAUUUCAGGGACGAGCAAAUUCCAUGUGGAGCUCGAACAAGAGCUGGCUGAUUUACACGGCAAAGAUGCCGCACUGCUGUUCACAUCGUGUUUUGUGGCGAAUGACUCCACAUUGUUCACUCUGGCGAAAAUGUUACCAGGUUGUGAAAUCUACUCAGACUCAGGAAACCAUGCCUCAAUGAUCCAGGGUAUAAGAAACAGUGGAGUCAAGAAGUUCAUUUUCCGCCACAAUGACGUCAGCCAUCUACGGGAACUACUUGCGAAGUCAGACCCCUCCACUCCAAAGAUUGUUGCCUUUGAGACGGUGCACUCGAUGGAUGGUGCAGUGUGCCCUCUUGACGAGAUGUGUGAUAUUGCUCACAAGUUUGGUGCCAUCACCUUUGUAGAUGAGGUUCAUGCUGUGGGCUUGUAUGGGUCUAGAGGAGGAGGGAUUGGGGACAGAGACAGAGUCAUGCACAAGAUGGACAUCAUCUCUGGUACCCUUGGCAAGGCAUAUGGCUGUGUCGGAGGCUAUAUCGCCAGCACCGACGCCCUAGUGGACACGUUGCGCUCCUACGCCGCAGGCUUCAUUUUUACCACCUCUCUGCCCCCGAUGCUGCUGGCUGGGGCGAGGGAGUCCAUCAAAGUCCUGAAGGGUGAGGAGGGCAGGAUGCUCAGGAGGAAACAUCAGAGGAGCGUUAAGCUGCUCAGACAGAUGCUGAUGGACUCUGGACUUCCUGUAGUCCACUGCCCAAGCCACAUCAUUCCUGUCCAGGUGUCAGAUGCAGAGAAGAACUCUGAGAUCUGUGACAUCAUGAUGUCUCGGUAUAACAUAUAUGUCCAAGCAAUCAAUUAUCCCACUGUCGCUAAAGGAGAGGAGCUGCUGCGCAUCGCCCCCACGCCCCACCACACACCCCAGAUGAUGUACUUCUUUGUCGACCGGCUGGUGGAGACGUGGAAGGAGGUGGGUCUGGAGCUGAAGCCACACUCCUCAGGAGAGUGUGACUUCUGCCAGCAGCCUCUUCACUUUGAGCUCAUGACUGAGAGGGAGAAGUCUUACUUCAGUGGCCUCAGUCAUGUGACAUCAGCAGUAGCUUGAUACUACACCAAACACUUGACCCCCAAUGGCCUACCUCCUUCUAUUUUAUCUAUUUAUUGUGUUAAGUUAAGAUAUGCUGUAGGUCAAUCGUAUGAAUGUUUAUUUUGUGAAUGUGUGAAUAAGGUGCUAUUACACUCUCUUUCACUUUAAAAUGAAUCUAUUUUGGCGUGGACUUAGCCUAAUGGUUAAGUUGAGCGCCCAUGUAGCGGGUGGCCCGGGCUCAAUUCCAGCCUGCGGAUCUUUCCCACAUGUCAUUACCCCACUCUCUCCCAGUUUCCUACACUAUCCACUGUCUUCCCCACUUUCAAUAAAUAUAUAAAAGUGUGAUCCUUAUCAAGCCAUAUUCCAAUGUAUUUAAAUUCAGUAACUCUUUCAGGUUGAACAGCAUUUAAUGUUGGUUGUGCACAUUUUCAUAAUAAAUGUUUCUUGCCCUGGA